AAACACGUGCCGUGAUUGGCUGCCGAGUCGUAUAACUUGGAGUCUGAAGGCUGUUCGCUGCUGCUUGACUGCGUGGAUUGGAGAUUGGACAGCCGUGGAUCUUAGCAGAUUGUCAGCUGCCGAUUUGGAAAGUCGGCGGGCAGGUUGCACGCCCACCGUGAACGGGAGGCAUCCACAAACUCCUCGAGAGAAGCUCGGCGCUCCGGACACUUCAACGCCGGCCGCAACACAAUUGGGUCGCAAGCAACUUCGGUUGAGAGCAACGAAAGUCGUUGGGGCGACUGAAGUUGAACGCAAUCUGAAGAAGUUGAACGCAACUGAAGUUGAAUGCAACUGAAGAAGUUGAACGCACACUGAAGUUGAAUGCAACUGAAGAAGUUGAACGCACACUGAAGUUGAAUGCAACUGAAGAAGUCAAAGGCAAUCUGAAGAAGUUGAACGCAAACUGAAGAAGUUGAAUGCAACUGAAGAAAAGUUGAACGCAAACUGAAGAAGUCAAAGGCAAUCUGAAGAAGUUGAACACAAACUGAAGAAGUUGAACACAAACUGAAGUUGAACGCAAACUGAAGAAGUCGAAGGCAAUCUGAAGAAGUUGAACGCAACUUAAGUGGAAGGCACACUGAAGUUGAACGCAACUGAAGUCGAAAGAUCGAACGCAACUGAAAGAAGUCAAACGCAAACUGAAGAAGUCAAUCACAAACUGAAGUUGAACGCAACUGUAAGAAGUUGAACACAACUGAAGAAGUCAAAGGCAAACUGAAGAAGUCAAACGCAAACUGAAGUUGAACUCAACUGUAAGAAGUUGAACACAACUGAAGAAGUUGAACACAACUGUAAGAAGUUGAACGCAACUGAAGUCGAAAGAUCGAACGCAACUGAAAGAACUCAAACGCAAACUGAAGAAGUCAAACGCAAACUGAAGUUGAACUCAACUGAAGUCGAGGCAACCAACCUCCCCCCCCGAGUUCAGGGCAACUCGUGACGGCCAUCGUGGUGGUGGUGGUGGUGGCGAGGUCGUCCCUGGCGGUGGACGCAGACGAUGGAGGUGAUGGAGGGGUCGACCCCGUUCAACUUUGCCCUGUGCGGCGGCGUUGCCGGCAACUUCUACGCGCCGGGGGUGGACGACUGCUCCAUGUCUCCGUUCGACUCCGUGGAGGUGGACUUCCUGGAGAACUUUGACCCGGGGCGACAGCAGCAGCAGCAGCAGCAGCAGCUCCUGUCGACUCUCCACCACCACCACCACAACCACCACCAUCAACAACAACAACAACAACAUCAACAACAACAUCAACAACAACAUCAACAACACGAGCAGCAGCAGCAUCAUCAGCACGUGCAACAGUUGCAGCUUGAACAGCAGCAGAAUCAGAAUCAGCAGCAGCAGCAGCAGCAGCUCAUCAGUAACACGAUCAGCAGCAGCGGCGGCAUCAGCAUCAGCAUCGGCAUCAGCAGCGGCAUCAGCGGCAAGAAGAUUUCGAAAGAUCUCUGCGGCAGAGCCAGACGCUGCGGCGACGGCGGCGGCGGCGGCGGCCAUGACGAUGACGUCGGCGAUGACGACGUCGGCGAUGACGACGUCGUCAUCGACGACGUCAUCGACGACGCCAUCGACGACGACCACGACCACGUGCGGGCGCCCAGCUGCGUCGCUUCGCAGCAGCGCUCGGGCGCCUGCUUGCUGUGGGCCUGCCGGGCGUGCAAGCGCAAGACGAGCUCGGCGGAGAGGCGGCGCGCGGCCCCGGUGCGCGAGCGGCGCCGCCUGCGGAGGGUCAACGAGGCCUUCGAGACGCUCAAGCGGUUCACGUCGGCAAACCCCGGCCAGCGGCUCGCCAAGGUGGAGAUCCUGCGGAACGCCAUCGGCUACAUCGAGAACCUGCAGGGGAUGCUCCGUGGGCAGGACGAGGUGUACUAUGGUGGUGGUGGAGGUGGAGGUGGUGGUGGAGGAGGUGGUGGUGGUGGAGGUGGUGGCGGUGGUGGUGGUGGAGCGAUGGAGUCAGAAGGGUCAAGUCCGAGGUCGAACUAUUCGGAUGGAGCGAUCGAGAGAGGUUCUUCACCACUGUGGACCAGCAACUUGAAGCGCCACGUGAAGGAGGGACACUACUACAGAGACAGCAGUGUCCACAACCACCACCACAACCACCACAACCACCACCACAACCACGCCACCAACGCCGCCAUCAACUCGUCGAGCCUCGACUGCCUGAGCCACAUCGUCGCCCGCAUCAACGCCGACUCCACCACCACAGAGUCGACCACCACCACCCCCGUGUCCACCACCCCCGUGUCCACCACCACCACCAGCUCCACCACCUCCUCCAGCUCCUCGUCGUCGUCACCCCUCGUCUCUGGUCGCUCGCCGGGAGCUCGCGAGGGACCUCAGGGACUAACGGCUCAGCCACCACCACCACCACCGCCGCCGCUGGACGCAUCUCCUGUCUACGAAGUCCUCUAGCGGCGGGGCUCAACGCCCACGCAAGGGGCCCUCGUUCAUCAGCCACUGGAAUCGGCCGAGACGGCCGCCGGGCACGCUGAUGAGCGGAUCGAUCGGAUCGAUCGGAUCGAUCGGGUCGACGGGUCGAUGAAUCCGUCCGUCGGCGGGUGGGUUGGUUUGUUAAGUUAUCGGCUGGUGGGUUAAUUGGUAAAUCGGUUGGUGGGUUAAUUGGUAAAUCGGUUGGUGGGUUAAUUUAUAAAUUGGUUGGUGGAUUAAUUCAUAAAUCGGCUGGUGGGUUAAUUCGUAAAUCGUUUGGUGGGUUAAUUCUUAUAUCGUUUGGUGAGUUAAUUAAUAAAUUGGUUGGUGAGUUAAUUCAUAAAUCGGUUGGUGGGUUAAUUAAUAAAUCGGUUGGUGGGUUAAUUAAUAAAUCGGUUGGUGAGUUAAUUCAUAAAUCGGUUGGUGGGUUAAUUCGUAAAUCGGUUGGUGGGUUAAUUAAUAAAUCGGUUGGUGAGUUAAUUCGUAAAUCGGUUGGUGGGUUAAUUCAUAAAUCGGCUGGUGGGUUAAUUCGUAAAUCGGUUGGUGGGUUAAUUCAUAAAUCGGUUGGUGAGUUAAUUAAUAAAUUGGUUGGUGGGUUAAUUCAUAAAUUGGUUGGUGGGUUAAUUCGUAAAUCGGUUGGUGAGUUAAUUCAUAAAUCGGUUGGUGAGUUAAUUAAUAAAUUGGUUGGUGGGUUAAUUCAUAAAUCGGUUGGUGAGUUAAUUCGUAAAUUGGUUGGUAAGUUAAUUCGUAAAUCGGUUGGUUGGGUUAAUUCAUAAAUCGUUUGGUGGGUUAAUUCAUAAUUCGGUUGGUGAGUUAAUUAAUAAAUUGGUUGGUGAGUUAAUUCAUAAAUCGGUUGGUGAGUUAAUUCGUAAAUCGGUUGGUGGGUUAAUCAAUCAACCGAUGAGUUAAUUUUGAAUCAGCUGAUUGGGUGAUUAAUCAGCUGAUGAGUUGAUUAAUCUAUCAGCCGAUGUUAAUUGGUCUUUCUGUGAACGAGUGAGAGUUGGGGGGAGGGGGGGAGGGGUGGUGGUGCAGCGGUUAGCGCAUUGAGAUUCGCGUGCCAACCGGGGACAGACAGAUACCCCAGGUUCAUUCCCACUCACCGACACCACCACCACCACCACUGCCACCACCUCCACCACCGCCACCACCACCAAC
Petromyzon marinus (sea lamprey) is the source of this 3619-nucleotide messenger RNA. RefSeq lists its product as uncharacterized. NCBI's taxonomy places the organism in Eukaryota, Metazoa, Chordata, Hyperoartia, Petromyzontiformes, Petromyzontidae. Gene Ontology annotation, molecular function: protein dimerization activity; DNA-binding transcription factor activity, RNA polymerase II-specific; RNA polymerase II cis-regulatory region sequence-specific DNA binding. Gene Ontology annotation, biological process: positive regulation of myoblast differentiation; regulation of transcription by RNA polymerase II; muscle organ development. The record is from RefSeq and is a predicted model, not a curated record.